CAUGGGCCUGGCCGCCUGGGGGCGCAAGGCCCUGGACAUCGCGGAGAAUGAGAUGCCGGGCCUGAUGCGCAUGCGGGAGAUGUACUCGGGCUCCAAGCCACUGAAGGGUGCCCGCAUCGCCGGCUGCCUGCACAUGACUGUGGAAACCGCUGUCCUCAUCGAGACCCUAGUCGCCCUGGGAGCUGAGGUGCGGUGGUCCAGCUGCAACAUUUUCUCCACCCAAGACCAUGCAGCGGCUGCCAUUGCCAAGGCUGGCAUUCCAGUGUUCGCCUGGAAGGGUGAAACAGAUGAGGAGUACCUGUGGUGCAUCGAGCAGACGCUGUACUUCAAGGAUGGGCCCCUCAACAUGAUUCUGGACGAUGGCGGUGACCUUACCAACCUCAUCCACACCAAGUACCCGCAGUUGCUGUCGGGCAUCCGAGGCAUCUCCGAGGAGACCACCACUGGGGUCCACAAUCUAUACAAGAUGAUGGCCAACGGGAUCCUGAAGGUGCCUGCCAUCAAUGUCAAUGACUCUGUCACCAAGAGCAAGUUUGACAACCUCUAUGGCUGCCGGGAGUCUCUCAUAGAUGGCAUCAAACGGGCCACAGAUGUGAUGAUUGCCGGCAAGGUGGCAGUGGUAGCAGGCUAUGGUGACGUGGGCAAGGGCUGUGCCCAGGCCCUGAGGGGUUUUGGGGCUCGUGUCAUCAUCACCGAGAUCGACCCCAUCAAUGCCUUGCAGGCUGCCAUGGAGGGCUAUGAGGUGACUACCAUGGACGAGGCCUGUCAGGAGGGCAAUAUCUUUGUCACCACCACAGGCUGUGUUGACAUCAUCCUUGGCCGGCACUUUGAGCAGAUGAAGGAUGAUGCCAUCGUGUGUAACAUCGGACACUUUGAUGUGGAGAUUGAUGUCAAGUGGCUCAACGAGAACGCCGUGGAGAAGGUGAACAUCAAGCCCCAGGUAGACCGCUACUGGCUGAAGAACGGGCGCCGCAUCAUCCUGCUGGCCGAGGGCCGGCUGGUCAACUUGGGCUGUGCCAUGGGCCACCCCAGCUUUGUGAUGAGCAACUCCUUCACCAACCAGGUGCUGGCUCAGAUUGAGCUGUGGACCCACGCAGACAAGUACCCUGUCGGGGUUCACUUCCUGCCCAAGAAGCUGGAUGAGGCAGUGGCUGAAGCCCACCUGGGCAAACUGAAUGUGAAGCUGACCAAGCUGACUGAGAAGCAGGCCCAGUACCUGGGCAUGUCCCGCGAUGGCCCCUUCAAGCCUGAUCACUACCGCUACUGAGAGCCAGGCCUGCCCUUCACCUUCCAGCUGCCAUCCUUGCCCAGGCCCAAUUGUUCCUCCCAAGAAUGGCACCAACUUUGUGAUUGGUUUGUUAACAUCCCCCUUCGACUCCCUGGGGCUAGUCACUCAAUGUCUGGCCUCUGCUGCAUCCCUCAUAGUGUUCCGAGUAUGGCAGGGGGAAUUGAGAGGCCCCUCUUCAAGCCCUGGUCAUGAUGGAGGCACAAGGGGAACAUCCACGGAGAACCAUGAGUUCAGGGGCUUUGGGACUGCCCAGUCAGUCCUUCCUUAGACUGGAAGUCAUUAAUGGUGGUCAGAAAGCCCAUGCACUUUACCAUCUAGGUCUUCACCUGGCCUAUGGACUUUUACCAGUGUGCUUGGUUUACAAGUUCACUGGUUCCUCAGCCCAAGACAGUCGAGAAGGAACUAUGUUAAAAAGCAAGGAGGAACUGUUGGAGUUUGAAUGUUCCUGAGAGCCUGGGUUGGUGCUGGGCCUUCUCUUAAACCUGAGAACAAUGAUGUUGAUACUUUUAGUCCCUGUCUUACAGGGUUUAGAAUACACUGUUAAAGAUAGAAACAAAAAAUUUAGCCAGAACAGGACAAGAGAGGUGAUAGGCAGAGGUUGAGAGGGACCAGAAAAACAUAAAAGCAGACAUAGAUUUGCUACCACUUUGUAACAUGAUGGUUCCUAUCACAGCCCUGGGUCAAAAAGAGAUUAAUUUGGUUUAUAAAGUUUAUAUAAUGUUUAUAAUGUUAAAAGAAAGCAGGAUGGUGGGUAAAUAAAAAUUUUGGUGCCUAAAAA
Molecule: messenger RNA, 2066 nt
Organism: Galeopterus variegatus (Sunda flying lemur)
Lineage: Eukaryota; Metazoa; Chordata; Mammalia; Dermoptera; Cynocephalidae
Gene: AHCY
Product: adenosylhomocysteinase
Exons: 9
Coding region: 2-1267 (421 amino acids)
Biological process (GO): L-methionine cycle
Cellular component (GO): cytosol
Molecular function (GO): adenosylhomocysteinase activity
Source: RefSeq, a predicted model, not a curated record